GCAAGUACUGUCUUUGGUGCUGUGCACAGUGCAGUAUAUAACAUACCAUAUAGAUUUUGAUUCUUCCAGAUCCUAAGGUAUAGUCCCAAUAGGCCCUGUGCAGGCACUAAAACUUAGAACACUUGACUGUGUUGCUUCAAGAAUAUAUAUUACUGGGGCUCUGUCUUCUGGGAUUUCAGGCAAUCAUAAGAUCCACGUAGCAAGGAUUUGAAUGCAAGGUAAGAAUCACCGCGUGAUCUUCCAGCAGUAAACUUUAGGAGUCAGAUGCUUACCCAACCUGACCUCAAUUAAAUCAGCUGGAUGGGAGCUAAAUGUAGUACUAAAAAGUGGCUGAACAAAAUGAGAGAAAUCUGUUGAAAAUCCCAGCAUGGAGUUGGUUAUGUAUGAAGUGGAAUAUUUCAAGUAUGAAUGUGUGUAUGUGUUUGUGCAUGUGCUGAAGAAAGUAAGGUUUGCAGUGGAGACACAGGAGAGCUUUGUGUACAGCACUAACUCUGACACAGCUCAGCCUGUUCUCCGUCACUCUGUUUCACUUCUGGCUGUGCAGGAACAUGCAGUGGCUCUUCAUCCUCACUGUCCUUGUCAUCACCUACAUGCAACAGUUUUUUUGUAGGGCACAAGGUAACAGUCAACUGCAAGUGAAGUCUGGGGAAAAGUCUGAAGAAGCCGAUGAAGUACAUCAGCGUAAAGAAUUUUGUCACUGGCCAUGCAGAUGUCCACCCAAGCCAACCUGCACCCUUGGCGUGAGCUUGGUAAAGGAUGGAUGUGGCUGCUGUCAGAUCUGUGCCAAGCAGUCAGGAGAGAUAUGUAAUGAAGCAGAUAUCUGUGACCCUCACAAAGGGUUAUAUUGCGACUACUCUGCAGACAGACCUAGGUAUGAAACAGGAGUAUGUGCAUAUAUGAUAGCUGUAGGAUGCGAGCUCAAUGGAGUGCAUUAUCCUAAUGGGCAAGCUUUCCAACCUUCCCCUCUUUAUAAGUGUCUGUGUGUCAGUGGUGCAAUUGGAUGCACCCCUGUAUUCACUCCCAAAUCAGCUGUAAGUCCAUGCACCACAGUCAAAGGGAAAAAAAAGUUUGGACCUUCCACCCGUGGCCCUGGACAACAGAAGCAGCUACAAUCAACAGGUUACAGAUUAAUGCCAGCUUACAGGAGUCUACCACUUGUUUUAAAGAAGAAGUGCUUAAUACAGGCAACUCCUUGGACCCCUUGUUCUAAAACCUGUGGUAUAGGCAUCUCCAAUAGAGUGACCAAUGAAAACAGUAAAUGUGAAAUGAGAAAAGAAGAGAGGCUGUGUUUCAUUCAACCUUGUCAGACCAAUAUACUGAAAACUGUAAAGAUUCCAAGAGGAGAAACCUGUCAACCAACAUUCCAGCUUUCCAAAGCAGAGAAGCUAGCCUUUUCUGGAUGCUCAAGCACACAAAGCUACAAACUUACUUUCUGUGGUGUGUGCCUGGACAAGAGAUGUUGCAUACCUAACAAGUCCAAGAUGAUCACUGUACAGUUUGAUUGCCCUAAUGAAGGUUCCUUUAUGUGGAAGAUGAUGUGGAUCACAUCUUGUGUUUGUCAGAGGAUGUGCAGUGAUCCAGGAGAUAUAUUUUCUGAACUCAAGCUUUUAUAGUAAGUUACACAUAGCACCAUAUUGUGAAGUUGGAAGCACAGUCACAGCUUGGAGAGUUAGCUAAAGGGGCAACCUUUCUACUAAAACUAACUUUUGAACUGUUCGUCAUUCUUUUGCUCAGUGUUAUUUGGAAACAUAUACGUAAAGCCAGGCAUUAAAAAGACUUAAAUGUAUCCAACACUGAAA
This is a messenger RNA of Alligator mississippiensis (American alligator), 1799 nucleotides long. It is a transcript of the gene CCN6, whose product is annotated as cellular communication network factor 6. The record is from RefSeq and is a predicted model, not a curated record. Bases 549 to 1613 code for a protein of 354 amino acids. Lineage: Eukaryota; Metazoa; Chordata; Crocodylia; Alligatoridae. Gene Ontology annotation, biological process: cell adhesion; signal transduction. The transcript has 5 exons. Gene Ontology annotation, molecular function: heparin binding; integrin binding. Gene Ontology annotation, cellular component: extracellular region; extracellular matrix.